AUGGCAGCCCUGUGGAUAUUCGUGGCUCUUGGUUACUUGCUGCUGUAUGCGUUCGCGGCGAUGCAAACGCAGCAAUGGCGUGUCAUCAACCGCAUUGCCAUCUGA
Penicillium digitatum Pd1 is the source of this 105-nucleotide messenger RNA. Lineage: Eukaryota; Fungi; Ascomycota; Eurotiomycetes; Eurotiales; Aspergillaceae. The record is from RefSeq and is a predicted model, not a curated record.